CCUCCCUUGAGCAUCCCCAAGCCUACGCCAUUUGUACCGGACGUAGCGACCUUCAUGACACUCAUCGGACGCGGAAUGUCAGCACAUACAGCUAAGAUUCCUUCAUGGGAAGCGUUAUUCACAUUAUCCUCGGAGCAGCUUCGCGAGUCUGGGCUGGAGCCAGCGAGAGCGAGGAGAUAUCUUUUGUGGUGGAGAGAUCGUUUUCGAAAGGGCAUCUAUGGCAUGGGUGGCGAUCUCAAAUAUGUCAAGGAUGGACAAGGCGCAUUGAGAAUAGUCGAAGUGAAGAAACCAGUCAAGGAAGGAGUGACAAGGACUUCAUCAGCGACCCUCACGCAAGAUGCCGGAUAUAAGAAGAUCAUCACCAACAUAAAGGGCGAGAUCCUGGCGCCACCGCCCAAAGUAGACGAAAAAGAAGUCGUGCCCGUCAGCGGCACCAAGAUCGUGCGCGCGAACACCAUCGGAGGCACGGGAAUUGAGUACGUAAAAGGUCAGCAAGGCGCGGCGGUAUUAAAGGUCAAGGACGGUCUGUGGGAACAGCGGAGAGGACAUAAGGUCGAUGGAGGUGAGAGAAGAAGAGCAGAGGUCAGGGCGAAGAGAGCUGCAGCCGAAAGGAAG
Messenger RNA from Pseudocercospora fijiensis CIRAD86, 615 nucleotides. RefSeq lists its product as uncharacterized. The transcript has 2 exons. The annotation marks the transcript as partial. NCBI's taxonomy places the organism in Eukaryota, Fungi, Ascomycota, Dothideomycetes, Mycosphaerellales, Mycosphaerellaceae. The record is from RefSeq and is a predicted model, not a curated record. Gene Ontology annotation, cellular component: mitochondrion.